Messenger RNA from Parus major (Great Tit), 6251 nucleotides. It is a transcript of the gene NRROS, whose product is annotated as negative regulator of reactive oxygen species. The record is from RefSeq and is a predicted model, not a curated record. Gene Ontology annotation, molecular function: protein binding. Bases 351 to 2417 code for a protein of 688 amino acids. Lineage: Eukaryota; Metazoa; Chordata; Aves; Passeriformes; Paridae. The transcript is spliced from 2 exons.
GGGGAGUGUUUGGUGCCAAGAAGGGGCAUACGAGCCCUGCUGGGGGGACACCCUGCUGGAAGGAUGCAGCUCAAUGGCCUGCACAAGCAGCUGUGCAGCACCAACGGUGCCUUUUCUCCUUGUGCUCCCCCAAGCAGGACUGAGCUGCCACUCCCAUCCCUGCUCUUUCCCUGCCUUCCAGGCUCAAACUGGGGGAGCCCCAUGAGGGCUUCUGCUGGGGUGGGUGGGCUCGGGGCCCCUUUUUCCAUAGACAGCUCAUGAUGGCCCACCUGAGCCUUUUGGGGUGAACAGUUUGCAACUUCUGACCUCCUCACCUCUGCCUCCCUCUCCACAGGAGUGCCACCACUGAGAUGGAGGCCCUGCUCCCUGGUCUCUCUCUGCUUCUUCUCCUCCUGGCAGUGGGAUGGGGAAGCGGGAUGGACGCAGCCCAGGCAACAUCUCCUGGGGGCUGUGAGCUUGUGCAGAGCAUCAUGGACUGCACUGGGAGAUGGCUGAGUUCCAUCCCAGGAAACCUUCGAGACGAUACUGAGGAGCUGUUUUUUGAUGACAACACUAUCCAGGUCCUGGGAAAUGCCUCUCUGCUCCUGUAUCCCCAGCUCUGGCAUCUCAGCUUGACCAGGAACCGGCUGGAGCUUAUUGAGCCUGGUGCCUUCCUCAGCAGCCAAGGCCUGGAGGUGCUCUCCUUGACAGACAACCUGCUCUUCACCAACUACUCGCUGACAGCUGCUGCUCUUUCUGCUCUGCCGGCCUUGAGGACACUGGAUCUGGCUGGAAACCAGCUCAGGGAGGACAUGGUAUCAAUUUUAGUCUCAAACCUCUCUUCUUUGGAGUCCCUGUCUGUGGCCAGGAACGUCAUCAUGAGGUUGGACUCAUCCAUCUUCACAAACCUGACACAGCUUCUGGAGCUGAACCUGGAGAAAAACUACAUCUUUGAGAUUGACAAUGCUUUUGAAGGGCUGCAGAGGCUGCAGAGGCUCAACAUAGCUUACAACUACCUCCCGUGUCUGGUGGGGUUUGGCUUGACCCAGCUCAGGGUGCUCAAUGUCAGCAACAAUGUCAUUGAGUGGUUUAUGACCCUGCAAAGUGAUGACCUCUUUGAGCUGGAGGUGCUGGACCUGUCCCACAACCACCUCCUGUUUUUCCCUGUGCUGCCCCAGCAGAGCAAGCUGCACUCCUUGCUGCUGCAGGACAACAGGAUGAGCUUCUACCAGCGUCUACCCAAUGGCACCUCCCUGGCCAAUGUCACUGUGCAGUUCCUGAUCAUUGAUGGCAACUCCACCAACAUCACAACGGUCAGGCUCUGGGACGAGCUCUGCCACAGCAACCUCUCCUCCCUGCACCUCCUGGACAUGAGCCAGAACCAGGUCUGGGGCCUGCCAGAUGAUUUCCUGGCCCAGAUGCCCUCCUUGACUCACCUAAAGCUCAACCAGAACUGCCUGGAGGCAUUUCACCUGUCAGAGAAGGACCCCUUGGCCAUGCUGACAGACCUGGACCUCAGCCAGAAUCAGCUGGUGGAGCUAGGGAUGAAGGUGGGCACUGGGGACAUCCUACCCAACUUGCAGCUCUUCAAUCUCAGCACCAACAGGCUGCAGGGCCUUCCUCCCGGGAUUUUCACCCACACCAGAAAGAUCACUACUCUGGACCUCAGCCACAACCGGGUUGACCUCUGUCCCCAGCCAGGUGAGGCCGAGAGUCUCCCCUGCGUGGACAUCAGGGGUGUGGAGACCUUAACCCAUCUCUCCUUGGCUGGCUGUGGUCUGCAGGGGCUGAGCAGCCACCCCUUCCAGGGGACAUCGCUGAUGCAUCUGGACCUCUCUGACAACCACCAGGUGCUGUCAGGGGACCUGGGGUGGCUGCAGGACCUUGUCCUGACACUGCAGGUGCUGUCUCUGAGGAACACCAGCCUCUCUUCCACCACUGUGGACUUCUCUGCCCUGAACAGCCUCGUGCACUUGGACCUUUCUGGGAAUUCCUUGUCUGUGUUCCCCAGCUCGCUGGGUACCCUGAGGCUGCACAGCCUGGACCUGCGGGACAACUGCCUCCCGGCGCUGCCGCCGGACUUGGCACAGGUACCACUGGGGAGGAGCCUGCGGGAGCUCUACGUCAGCCGAAACCCCUACAACUGCUGCAUGCUGGGCUGGUGGGACGCCCUGCAGCAGGUGGAGGGACUGUGUGUCCCCGAUUGGCAGGAGGUGACCUGCAGCCACGGCUCCCACGCACUGAGCCCCGGCGCACUGCCCGAGCCCGUCCUGCAGAGCUGCCGAUGGCAGACGGCCGACCUGGUGCUGCUCUACCUGGUGCUGGCUCUGCCCACCUGCCUGACGCUCCUGGUGGCCUUUGUUGUCAUCUUCCUCAUGCUCAAGGAGAAGCUGCUGAAAAUGGUGAAAACCCGGUGUGGGGUGUCCAGCCCUUACUAAUGGCUGAGGAAGGGCUCAGGAAUAGCCAAUAACAGCAGGUGCUCAGGAGUACAGGUGAUAACCCCUCCGUAGUGGUCAGGAUGGAAACCUGAUGGAUGCAGGACAGGAGGUGCUGGGAGAGCUGCCAUUCCUGCCCUAAUGGUACCCAAAGGAUGUGGGCCAUGUUUGGUGAUGUAGUGCUGGGAAUCCACAAGGAACAUGUCUUCAGCAGAAACCUUCAGCUGGUGUUGGUGAGAGCUGAGUGGACACGACAUCAAACAUUCAUUGGCUGAAAGGACAAGUUGCCCAGAAAAUCUGUGGAUGCCGCAUCUGUGGAAGUGCUCAAGGCCAGGUUGGAGUGGGCUAGGAGUGGUCUGAUCUAGAGGAAGGUGUCCCUGCCUAUGGCUGUUGUAACCAGAUGGGUUUUUAAGGUCCCUUCCAACACAGACCAUUCUGGGAUUCCGUGACAGUUUUCUCCAGCACUGCUUUCCCCCUCCCUCACUCCUUCCAGCAGUUCCUUUUAUUUAUUCCCACCUGUAGCCAAUUCAAAAUGUCCUCUAGAUCUGCAACCACCCUCCACAAAGUGUUCCAGGCUGGAAUAAAUAUCACCUGGGCACUGCGGAGAAGGGUCUCUGUAGCUACAGCUUUCCACACUGCUCUUGCUGGCACUGCCAAACAUGCAGGCAGCCCUGAUCAUGCACCACGUGCAUGUGCUGAUAAAGACAGGCGCUGGGUAGGGCUGAAAGACACAUUUUAGGGUGUUGUUUCUUCACUAAGUCACAGUCUGGGUUAGAAAAGUUUAUUAAAAACAGCCCAAGUUAUUGACUGAAAAGCAGGAGGGUAAAUUAUAUCCCUCAGCGAUGUUUUAUCAUGGAUUUAUAUUUCUUCAGUGACUGCUGGAUUAAAUAUACAAAGGAAACGAAGAGAAAUCCUUCCUCCUUGUUGUGCAAGCCCUGCUCCUGCAGGCGGUCGCUCCAGCAGUGCCCAGGGGUUUCCUUCACCCAGCUCCCUCACAGCACACUCUGGCUCUCCCAGAGCAGCAAGCACUACCUGGGGAAGUUCUGCUCUGUUCCGCAGGCAUCACUGAGGGGAAAGGAGAAGCGAUGGUGGUUUGUGCUAAGCCAAGAGCCCUUCUGAGAACUGGAGUGGCUUUAUUCCUGGGCACUGUUGGGAUUUUUCUAGUGAAACAUGUUUAAUGGGAAUGGGGUACAGGGAAGCAUGCAGCAGUGUUGGAGUGGGAAUUCAGGGGACUUGUCCUUGCCCAGGUGUGGGUGGGCUCAGUGAUGUGGGGUGUGCCAGGGGGCUCAAGCCCAGUGGAGUUGUCCUGAGGGGUGCUGGAGGGAGAUGCCUGAGGCUGGCCUGAAGCUGGGAGGAUUUUCCUGGGAGGUUUUCCUGGGAGGAUGCCAGGGAUGGUGCAGGCAGGGGGAGCUAAAGCUGACUGCAGGACAAGCCCCUCCCAUGCACAGGUGUGGGACUAGAGUCAUGGGGGAGACUGGUGUGGCUGGUGGCUGUGCAAGGCUGGAAAAAUGGAUGAGUGGGACCCUGCUAGACAACCCAGCAGCUCCACUGGGGCUGAGUGCAGUAAAGGCUCUGGAAACCCAGCUGUCAGAUCUGGCUCAGAAAUGACUGCUUUCUGCCCCAAUUUUAGACUGAAAUAGCCAGAACCAAAGCAGGCCCCAACUGGGGAAUCCCUCAGCCUCUUUCAACCCUUCUUUUGCCUGUAAGCUGCACGCUGGGAGACAGCAGUGACCUAUAAAUACAUCCCUGUGCCAUCCCCCAGCUGUGUUCCAGUGUCUCCUUGCUGGCAGGGUGAGCAGCUGCCCCUGUGAGCUCCCCUCUCCCUGGGGCAGGGUUCAGAGGGGGAUGGGUGUCCUUCCCCAUCUCCACAGCCAAUGCUGCUGCUCCAUCCAGUGUGGGGUGUGUGGUGCAGUCAUGGGAGAACACACAGGGAGGAACCUGGGCACCUUGCACUGUCCAGGACAUGGAUAAAAAGGGGGUGUUCUUAACUGUGUGGAGCUGAUGAGGGUACUCAACAUUCCCUCAUCACAGUGCCUGGAAAGCCGUGGCUCACCUGAAGCUCUGGUAUGAAUGGGAUGUCGGGGCAGCAAGAGGAGAUUCCACUUUCUGAAUGGUGGGUGUCCUUACAAAGCUGCUCUCACCAUCAUGGUGAUCAGGGAAGAUCCUUGGUCACUGGGGAGCCCAAGGGUUCCACCCAGCUUCAGUAAUGGCCAAAAGGUAAUCCCAGAGAGAACAGGGCAGUUUCCUGCUGGGAAAACCAUGGAAUGAAUGUUCUUUGGAGCACAAUUCUAGAACAAGAGUGUGGCUGGAAGAAGUCAGCAGGGACUGCUGAGGCUAAGUUAUGCCUGCCCAACUUGCUUUCCUCUCGGGAUGAAAUGGAUGGAUCUGAAGGCAAGGGGAGAGUGGCGGAUUCUGUCUGCCUCGGCAAGGCUUUGUCCCACAACACUCUUCAUAGAAGUGCAGAUGUCACAGUCUGGAUGGGAGGGCAGCCAGGCAGGUCAGGAGCAGUGGGAGUGAAGUGCAGAGGGCUGUGGUUAGUAGGAUGUGCUCUAUCAGGAGGCUGCUGAGGGGACUGUCUUGGGAUCUGUCCCAUUUCAUGUCUAUACACAUUAUCUAAAGCUGGCUGUAAAAUGCCUUCCUGUCAAGUUCACAGAGGAUCACUGUCGCUGCCCGCUCGGCCCUUUUUGCCUCAGCCAGCUGUGGCCGAUGUCAGCGGCAGGAGUGGGGAACCAGGCAAGCACUGCGAGGCUCAACCUGGAACCUCCAGAGCUCCUCUGCGCUCUGGCGUUUUGGCUCACAGGGCGACACGGGUUGUGGCGAAGGGAGAAAGAGUGCUCAGGCUCUCCCGAUUUCCCAGGAACAAGAUCCCAAACUGGGAAGACCUGUACAGCUGCAUGCUGAAGGUCUGGGGUGGGCUGGAAGAAUGGGCCAGCAGGAACCUCAUGACCCAGGCACUCAUUUGGCCUCAUGUAGCCCUCAUUGGAGAAGAGGCCAUGACCAGGGCUGGGCACAGGCCAUGUCUUCUGAGCCUGGCCAGGGUAAAGCUGGGGGCAGGCUGUGAGUGGAGGAGAGGUUCCCAGGUGCUCUCUCCCUCACAAGUGGGAGAUCUUUUUGUGUUGUUACAUUGCAAUUGUUGAGGUGAGACCUGUGCCAGACCCCUGCAUGCCCUUUCUGGUCCUGGGAGAGUUGAGUCAGUCCUUACAUAUUUUUUAAUUUUGCCAAGUGAGGCCUCAGCUUUCAUUUCUCUCCUGACUGAAGACCCUCUUGGCCAAGCGUGAGCUCCCUCAUCCUCUCUAGUGAGGGCAAAGCACUGUGGUUUAACAGACACUUGUUCCAUGUUUUUCACAGCAGCAACUCUCAUUUUGGGGUGUAGGAGGAGAGCUCUUCCAGCUGCUCCUCUAGUGACUCCUCUUAGUUAUGUCAGGCAGCAGUUUGUUGAGGUCCCUCAAUUUGGGAUGAAAACCUAUCUCACCCACAGCUCACACAGUUCAGGAAGCUUUUGGAGUUGUAAAAUUUCCCUAAGAAUCCUAAUCUUAGUACUCCAGUUCUUACACGAGAGCAGGACUGAUCUAGUGGAGACCAGCCAAGGUAGACAGCUGGAUUAAAACCUUUGGUGGGAUGAGUUUGUCUUACUCUAGAACCACCCCCAGCCUUCGACCUUUUACCACUCUGGUUUUUCAGGUACUUUAAGCACAUUCUCCCAGCAUGUGAGCACUUAGGAGGAAGCAUCAUCCAGGAGUGUAAGGGUCCAAACCACCCCACUGCAGCAGUCUGAAAUCACUGUGUUUUCAAAAGUACUUUCAAGACUAAUAAAUUUUCAAGAUAUUCCUUCUCUUA